GGCCUGGGGUCCUCAAGCCGGACAAGAUGGCGGCGCUGAGGCUGUGGAGCCGUUUCCGGUGGCGGGGGCGGGGCCGCGGAGUGCGGGGUCUGUCAGGGAAAUAUGAGUAUGAUUUGUUGGUGAUUGGAGGUGGUUCUGGUGGCCUUGCCUGUUCUAAAGAAGCGGCCCAGUAUGGCAGAAAAGUAGCAGUGUUAGAUUUUGUGAAGCCAUCCCCUAAAGGCACUAGAUGGGGUCUUGGUGGAACUUGUGUCAAUGUGGGUUGUAUUCCCAAAAAGCUAAUGCACCAUGCAGCUGUGCUGGGGGGUGCCAUUAAAGAUGCCAAGAAUUAUGGCUGGGAUUUACCCUUACCCGGACACCAUGACUGGAAUACUAUGGCUCAAGCUGUUCAAAACCAUGUGAAAUCCUUAAACUGGGGACAUCUAGUGCAACUUCAAGAUAGGAAGGUGAAAUAUAUGAAUCUCAAAGGUGUUUUUCUAGACGAACAUACCAUCCAAGGGGAAUCCAAGCAAGGUGAAAAGACUAUUCUGACUGCUGAAAACAUUGUGAUCGCAACUGGAGGCAGGCCAAAAUAUCCCUUGGAUAUUCUCGGGGCUGAACUUGGCAUUUCCAGUGAUGAUAUUUUUUGGCUUCAAGAUUCACCUGGAAAAACGUUGGUUAUUGGUGCAAGCUAUGUGGCCUUGGAGUGUGCUGGAUUUUUAACUGGUGUUGGUUUGGACACUUCAAUCAUGGUGCGAAGCAUUCCUCUCCGUGGCUUUGACCAGCAAAUGGCUCACUUGGUGACAGACCACAUGGCAUCUUAUGGUACCAGGAUCUUUUGGAAAUGCAUUCCAGUCAAAAUUGAAAAACUGGAUAGUGGAAAACUGCAGGUUAUUUGGAAAAAUCUUGAGUUGAAUGUGGAAGAACGAGAAUCCUUUGACACCGUGAUGUGGGCGAUUGGUCGAGCACCUGAAACAGGAGACCUGUGUUUAGACAAAGCCGGAGUUCAGAUUCAUCCAGAAACUGGGAAGGUCAUUGUUGGUGCCAAUGAAGAAACUUCUGCUUCCCACAUCUAUGCAAUUGGAGAUCUUGCAGAGGGGCGACCAGAACUCACACCAACAGCUAUCAAAGCUGGCAAGUUACUGGCACAUCGACUUUUUGGCAACUCUACUGAAUUGAUGGACUAUGACAACGUCGCAACAACAGUUUUCACACCAUUGGAGUAUGGCUGCGUGGGCCUGUCUGAGGAAGAGGCAGUACAACGACAUGGUGAAGACAAUAUAGAGGUUUAUCAUGCGUAUUACAAGCCACUGGAAUUUACAGUAGCUGAACGGGAUGCUACCCAGUGCUAUAUCAAGAUGGUUUGCUUACGUGAAGGUGACCAGCGUAUUCUCGGGCUUCAUUUCAUUGGACCAAAUGCUGGAGAGGUCGUUCAAGGAUUUGCACUGGGAAUAAAAUGCAAUGCUACAUACUCUCAGCUGUCAUCUACCGUAGGCAUCCAUCCAACCUGUGCAGAAGAUGUGAAUAAAUUAAACAUCACCAAGCGCUCGGGUCUGGAUCCAACAGUCACAGCCUGCUGAGGUUAAAUGUCAUCCCUGAACCAACUGGCACACCACAAACUCUAUGACCCUUGAGUAAUAUCAGUCUUAAGAAAAGUACAUGUUAAGUAAUGCGAUCAAAAUGAUAUCCUGUUAAUUUUUUUACACUGUUUUGGAGUCCACUGAGUGAGUCUGAUCAUGAAAGUAGAAUCCAAUUCCUAAAUCAGCCAGCAGAGGGGGAUAUUUGAUUACUGAAGGUAGAUGUAAGUAAUAUUGUCCCUUGAUUAUCUAGAAUGGAAAGCAUUUGUAAGUCAUUAUUGCAAAGCGGUGGGAUGCCGGUUGUAUUUGUUUUAGGCAUAAUUGUAGAAGUCUCUGGGACUGCUUUACUGCAAUCAUGUACUGGUCCACCCUCUCAAAACCAGCUGAACAUCUUUAGAAUUUCAUGGACUUUUUUAAUAGUAAAAUAAACAUACCUAACAUAGUUUGGCUAGGUGCUGAGUAUUACUAAACUUACCUAUUCUGCUGCUCGUGCAUCGAUCUAUUCCCAUGCUCCAAGCAGCCUUAAACCCAUCAGCCCAAAUUGGCCCAAACUGCCAAUAUGCCCAACCCAAAAUUUGGCGACAUCCAAGACCUGAUGUGGCCUUGGUCCUGUGUUUGCCAGUUUUAAGAGAGUGCACUUGUACUUCAGUUCUAUGCCAGAGGUUUUCAAAAAGUGUUGAAUAUGCAUUUUUAUCUUGUGCUGUGAUGGAUUUCGAGUUCAUAAACGAGAGUUGAUGGUGUGCUGUUCGGGAUGACUGGCGAUGAGAGUUUAAGUGGUUUGACUUUUGCUGUUAACUGACCUGACUAGUACAUAUUUUGUAUAUUUAAAUGUAUAUAUGAUAUAGUAGUCAGGGUGCAUAUGUGCCAGUUAAUGAUGACUUGUUUAUAAACCCAUAAUAUGGGAUAGACUGGUCUGAUACUGAUUGGCAUUAAAAUAUAUCGAGAAAACUUGAAAUAAAGUGAUAUUACAGUUC
Molecule: messenger RNA, 2527 nt
Organism: Stegostoma tigrinum
Lineage: Eukaryota; Metazoa; Chordata; Chondrichthyes; Orectolobiformes; Stegostomatidae
Gene: txnrd2.2
Product: thioredoxin reductase 2, tandem duplicate 2
Exons: 16
Coding region: 27-1556 (509 amino acids)
Biological process (GO): cell redox homeostasis; glutathione metabolic process; cellular response to oxidative stress
Cellular component (GO): cytosol; mitochondrion
Molecular function (GO): glutathione-disulfide reductase (NADPH) activity; thioredoxin-disulfide reductase (NADPH) activity; flavin adenine dinucleotide binding
Source: RefSeq, a predicted model, not a curated record